Messenger RNA from Rattus norvegicus (Norway rat), 856 nucleotides. RefSeq names its product peroxiredoxin 6 (gene Prdx6). Gene Ontology annotation, cellular component: cytosol; perinuclear region of cytoplasm; lysosome. Gene Ontology annotation, biological process: glycerophospholipid catabolic process; positive regulation of mRNA splicing, via spliceosome; cellular oxidant detoxification. Bases 21 to 695 code for a protein of 224 amino acids. Lineage: Eukaryota; Metazoa; Chordata; Mammalia; Rodentia; Muridae. The record is from RefSeq and is marked provisional. The transcript is spliced from 5 exons. Gene Ontology annotation, molecular function: glutathione peroxidase activity; peroxidase activity; 1-acylglycerophosphocholine O-acyltransferase activity.
CCAGCGUCACCACUGCCGCCAUGCCCGGAGGGCUGCUUCUCGGGGACGAAGCCCCCAACUUUGAGGCCAAUACCACCAUCGGCCACAUCCGCUUCCACGAUUUCCUAGGAGAUUCAUGGGGCAUUCUCUUUUCCCACCCACGGGACUUUACCCCAGUGUGCACCACAGAACUUGGCAGAGCUGCAAAGCUGGCGCCAGAGUUUGCCAAGAGGAAUGUUAAGUUGAUUGCUCUUUCAAUAGACUCUGUUGAGGACCAUUUUGCCUGGAGCAAGGACAUCAAUGCUUACAAUGGUGCAGCACCCACAGAAAAGCUACCAUUUCCCAUCAUCGACGAUAAGGACAGGGACCUUGCCAUCCUGUUGGGCAUGUUGGAUCCAGCAGAGAAGGAUGAAAAAGGCAUGCCCGUGACAGCCCGUGUGGUAUUCAUUUUUGGCCCUGACAAGAAACUAAAACUGUCCAUCCUCUACCCAGCCACCACGGGCAGAAACUUUGAUGAGAUUCUCAGAGUGGUUGACUCCCUCCAGCUGACAGCAUCAAAUCCAGUUGCCACUCCAGUUGACUGGAAGAAGGGAGAGAGUGUGAUGGUCCUUCCCACCCUCCCUGAAGAGGAAGCCAAACAACUUUUCCCUAAAGGAGUCUUCACCAAAGAGCUCCCAUCUGGCAAGAAAUACCUCCGUUAUACGCCCCAGCCUUAAGUCUGCGGGAACUGGGGCUGCAACUGCUCGCCCAGCACUGGGACCUGAGGAUGACAGCUGACAGCUGCAGUUCCGUAGAAAGAUUGUGGCGUGGUCACAGCCGAAGUCGCGUAGGUCGCUCGCUAUACUACUGGCUCAUUAAAUGGAAAUGGCACCAAAAC